GAACUUUUCUCAACCUCUCUGCAUCUACUAGUGUAUAUUCACUAUAAAAUCUAAUAAUAUUCUAAAACUUUCACUUUCAUAUAGUUUCACUCUCUUAUAAUAUAUAUUUGUUUCUCAUAGAAAAUCCUACUCUUUUCUAAGCUAGUUAGUAAUCUCACAAAUAAUGAAUUCUCCUACCUUCAUCUUUGUACUCUAUACCCUCUUUCUUUUGUGUCUCAAUACUACUAUUUCUGUUUCUGUUUCUUCAUCACCACUUCCAAUGUCUUUGAGAAAACAAGCUUCUAUCUUAGUUUCUCUGAAACAAGACUUUGAAGCCAAAACUUCUUUGAAAACAUGGAACAUGUCUAACUACAUGUCCCUUUGUUCUUGGAAUGGUAUUCAAUGUGAUACAAACAAUAGUUCUGUGGUGUCACUAGACAUGUCCAACAUGAAUGUUUCAGGCACUUUUUCAUCUUCCAUCACAAAACUAAAGAGCCUUAGAUUCCUCAACAUAUCCAACAACAUGUUCAAUGGAAACAUGAUGAGUUGGAAAUUUUCUAUGUUAAAAGAUCUUGAAGUUUUUGAUGCUUACAACAAUGAGUUCAAUUGUUCACUCCCUAUGGGUGUCACUAUGUUACCUAAACUCAAGUACUUGAAUUUUGGAGGAAAUUUUUUCUAUGGAGAAAUUCCUUUAAUUUAUGGAAAAAUGUUGAAUCUUAACUAUUUGUCUCUUGCAGGUAAUGAUUUGAGAGGUUUCAUACCUUAUGAGCUUGGUAACCUUACUAAUCUUACACAUCUUUUUUUAGGAUAUUACAAUGAGUUUGAGGGUGGAAUUCCAAUUCAUUUUGGUAACCUUGUUAAUUUAGUUCAUCUUGAUCUUGCAAAUUGUGGUUUGAAAGGUUUCAUUCCAAAUGAGUUAGGAAAACUUUACAAACUUGACACACUUUUCUUGCAAACCAAUCAACUUAGUGGUUCAAUUCCAUCUCAACUAGGAAACUUGAGUAGCUUGAAAUCUCUUGAUAUGUCAAACAAUGAACUAAUUGGUAACAUACCUAAUGAGUUUUCAAACCUUCAUGAACUCACACUUUUGAACUUAUUCAUCAACAAGUUGCAUGGUGAAAUUCCACCUUUCAUUGGUGAGUUACCAAAUUUGGAAGUUUUGAAGCUUUGGCAUAACAACUUCACAGGUGAAAUUCCUUCAAAGCUUGGACAGAAUGGUAAAUUGAGUGAACUUGAUUUGUCAACAAAUAAACUCACUGGUUUAGUGCCUAAAUCUUUAUGCCUUGGAAAUAGUCUCAAGAUAUUGAUCUUGCUUAACAAUUUUCUGUUUGGUUCUUUGCCUUAUGAGCUUGGAAAAUGUUACACACUUCAAAGAGUUCGUUUAGGACAAAACUAUUUGACAGGAACAAUACCAAAAGGUUUUCUUUAUUUGCCUCAACUUUCACUUCUUGAACUACAAAACAAUUUUCUUCAUGGUUUUCUUCCACAACAAACAAGCACUUCACCUUCGAAACUCGGACAGAUGAAUCUAUCGAAUAAUCGUUUAUCCGGGUCGCUACCAAAUUCUAUUGGAAACUUUCCCAAUUUGCAAAUUCUGCUUCUUCAUGGAAAUAGAUUCUCAGGUGAAAUACCUUCUGAUAUUGGAAAGUUGAAAACUAUUCUAAGGUUGGAUAUGAGUCUCAACAACUUUUCAGGUAACAUUCCUAAUGAGAUAGGUGAAUGUUCUUCACUUACUUAUUUAGAUUUGAGUCAGAACAAAUUAUCAGGUCCUAUUCCAAUUCAAGUUUCUCAAAUUCACAUACUUAACUAUCUUAAUGUCUCAUUUAACAACUUAAACCAAACACUUCCUAAGGAACUUGGUGCUAUUAAAGGCUUAACUUCAGCUGAUUUCUCUCAUAAUGACUUUUCUGGCUCAAUUCCUGAAGUUGGUCAAUUCUUAGUCUUUAAUUCUACAUCCUUUGUUGGUAAUCCUAAGUUAUGUGGAUAUGGUGAGAAUUUGAAUAGUCCAUGCAACGGUUCUUCAUCGGAAAUAUUCGAGUCUCAGUCGAUAAAUCGUGCGAAACCUGGAGUUCUUGUGAAGUAUAAGCUUAUAUUUGCAUUAGCACUUUUAGUUUGUUCAUUGAUUUUUGCAAGUUUAGCUAUCAUGAAGAGUAGAAAAGGAAGAAGAAGAAGAAGAAGUAGGACAUUCUCAAAUUCAUGGAAGCUAACAACAUUUCAAAAGGUGGAAUAUGGAAGUGAAGAUAUCUUAGGAUGUGUUAAAGAAAGUAACAUCAUAGGAAGAGGUGGAGCUGGUGUUGUAUAUGGAGGAACAAUGCCAAAUGGUGAAAAAGUAGCUGUGAAAAAGUUGUUAGGAAUCAACAAAGGUUGUUCUUAUGAUAAUGGUUUAUCAGCUGAAAUAAAAACACUUGGCAGAAUAAGGCAUAGGUAUAUUGUAAGAUUGGUUGCAUUUUGUUCAAAUAGAGAGACUAAUUUGCUUGUUUAUGAGUACAUGAGAAAUGGUAGUUUAGGUGAAGUGUUGCAUGGGAAAAAGGGUGAGUUUCUUGAGUGGAAUACUAGAGUGAAAAUAGCAAUUGAAGCUGCUAAAGGACUUUGCUAUUUGCACCAUGAUUGUUCACCUUUGAUUAUUCAUAGAGAUGUUAAGUCAAAUAACAUUUUGUUGAAUGAUGAAUUUGAAGCUCAUGUUGCUGAUUUUGGACUUGCUAAGUUCUUGCAAGAUGCUGCUAAUGGGACUUCAGAAUGUAUGUCUUCUAUUGUUGGUUCUUAUGGCUACAUUGCUCCAGAAUAUGCAUACACAUUGAAAGUGGAUGAGAAAAGUGAUGUAUAUAGCUUUGGAGUGGUGUUACUAGAACUAUUAACAGGGAGAAGGCCAGUGGGAGAUUUUGGUGAAGAAGGAAUAGACAUUGUUCAAUGGACAAAAUUACAAACUGAUUGGAACAAAGAAAAAGUGGUGAAGAUUCUUGAUGGAAGGUUACAUCACAUUCCAUUAGAUGAAGCAAUGCAAUUAUUCUUUGUGGCAAUGUUAUGUGUUCAAGAACAAAGUGUGGAACGACCAACCAUGAGGGAAGUUGUUGAAAUGCUAGCACAAGCAAAACAACCAAAUACAUUUCAAAUGUAAUGAGUGAUUCAUCAAGGAAAUUAUUAUAAAUUAAUAAAUUAAUAAAUAAAUAAUAAGAUGUACCUUACAUGAAUGUGUUCAUGUUGUAGGUGCCAAUUUUCCUUAGUUUGUUUAUUUGAGAUUUGAACAUUUUGUUUUCCUAUAUAUGUUGUAGGCAUGUUACAAAAUUAGCUAUAGUUGGAUAAUGAUGCAUUAGAAAUAAUGGAGAGUUCAAUUAAUGUUGAUCCUACAAUUCAUAGAGAUUGGGAUUGAAGUUGAAUGAAAAGCAUACUUUUACUUCCCUUUA
Molecule: messenger RNA, 3380 nt
Organism: Cicer arietinum (chickpea)
Lineage: Eukaryota; Viridiplantae; Streptophyta; Magnoliopsida; Fabales; Fabaceae
Biological process (GO): protein phosphorylation
Molecular function (GO): ATP binding; receptor serine/threonine kinase binding; protein kinase activity
Source: RefSeq, a predicted model, not a curated record